This is a messenger RNA of Diachasma alloeum, 2178 nucleotides long. RefSeq names its product zwei Ig domain protein zig-8. The coding region runs from base 1173 to 1865 and encodes 230 amino acids. Gene Ontology annotation, biological process: synapse organization. Gene Ontology annotation, cellular component: neuron projection membrane. The transcript has 7 exons. The record is from RefSeq and is a predicted model, not a curated record. Lineage: Eukaryota; Metazoa; Arthropoda; Insecta; Hymenoptera; Braconidae.
UUGACGCGGGAGCAUCUCUUUUCGAAAGUGCGCUCUCUCCUGCAUCACCCACUCCUGGGUAUGCUGUUUUUAGUCAAUCAUCAUCAUCCGACGGAAUACCGUGUAGUAGCGGUAUAGCAGUGGUGUUAGGGUAACCGAACGUGAUUGAACAUUUCAACUGGUUAGGUUCUUUGUAUAUGUUGAUUGACAGAAAUUCGAGCUGCAGAACUGGAGUGAUCCCGAUUCGAUACAUUCGUAAUAAAGUUUCGUUGAAUUAUCUAAUAAGAGUGAUGAUAAUUAGUUGUUUAUAUCUUCAUUACGUAUUUGCCUGAUUCAGGAAGGGAUUCUGUUCUGUCAAUGCAGAAUCGUGAGGAUUGGGGAAAAUGUUUUUCCCCGAAAUAUUCAAUUACAAUUGGUUAUUCGAAUAUCAAAAGUCUCGUGUUGAAUUGUAAUUACUCUGGAUAGAACACAUGGGUGAAAAAGUGUUUGUGUAAUUGUGACAGCUGAGAAUAUCUACGAUUAAAAUUUACCGUAAGCAGUGAAUGACAUCAUGUUGAGUAUUUUGAAGAGCUCAUAAAAUACACAGAACGUCAGCUGUAUGAUGCUAUGAUUGAAAAUGGAAGACGUUCCCAGAAAAUUCUUUUACGAACACUGGAAACUUCAAGUGGAGGCCACAUACAUCUGCCGAAAAUGCGAGUGAGAUAAUAUCUGAGAAUGUAAGAGUUAUCGCUAAGAACAAGCGAUGUCUACCUCUCUUCCCACGCUCGUCUACUUUAUCAUUUAUUUCGAGUGAUGUUCAAUUGGGAGAAUCCCAUCAAUUUGAUGUUGAAGUGGGAGAUAGGAUUCUUAAAUCAGAAUCUUUAUUAAUCUUCUUAUGCUGAAGAGCCAGGAAUCGCCACAAGAAGCACGGGAAAAAGUACCGCGCACUCUUACGGAGGAACGGUGAAAUGGAGGGAAUUUUAUUAGCAUUGGAGGCUUAAGAGAAGGAAUGGCAAGAGUCAUUUAUUGGCGACGGAACGAAUUCAGUGGCUUUUCAUACACGAUGAAGGAUAUCGAAAUGUAGACAAAAUGAUUAACUCAAUCAAUUUUUCCCCAUACUACUAGGUGGAGCUGUAACCUGUCUACGUAAUUUUCGCACGGAUUUUUUAGAAGAAUGGCCAACACCUGGUACUGGGCCACACUUCGAUACUUCGAUGCCCUCAAAUUUCACUGGCCUCGUUGGUAACACUGUUGACCUCGUUUGCAAAGUCAAGAAUCUCGGUAAUCGUACGGUAUCUUGGGUGAGACAUCGGGAUAUACACUUGUUGACAGUUGGUCGUUAUACUUACACCAGUGAUCAACGCUUCGAGGCCCAACAUUUUCCACACACGGAGGAGUGGACUCUGAGAAUUCGUUAUCCACAACGCAAGGACUCGGGUUUUUACGAGUGCCAAAUAUCAACAACACCCCCCAUUGGGCAUCCAGUUUUUCUGACUGUAGUUGAGCCCGUGACCAUUAUAGUAGGAGAACCCGAUCUUUUUGUGAAUAAAGGCAGCACUAUCAACCUGACCUGCCUCGUCAAAUACGCCCCAGAUCCACCCCCAACGAUGAUUUGGCGUCACAAUAGCGAGGAUAUCAAUUUUGACUCACCCCGUGGAGGUAUCAGUCUGGUGACUGAAAAGGGUCGUGAAACAUCAAGUCGAUUGAUGAUACAGAAUGCGGUGCCAAGUGACUCUGGACUCUACACCUGCAAGCCAAGUAAUGCAAAUCCCAACAGUAUAAGAGUUCACGUUGUCAAAGAGGAGCAUCCAGCUGCAAUGCAUCAUGGAGCCAGUGCGAAUUUACACACCGACUUGAGAUUUCUUUUGUUCUUAACUACGAUAGCAACUAAGAUUCUAUUUAUAUGAGAUCCAUUACCUGCAUAAAUCUGAAUUACCGGUGAGGUUGAAGUUCAGUCGGUCGUAAAUAUUUCUGGCUUUGAAGAGUAUGAAAAGAAGGAAAAUCAAGACGAGGAGAAUAAUCUUUUCAGCAGGGUAAAAUCUACUAUUACCAUUUCUAUUGUACUAUUGUGACCAAGAGAAAUUGUUUCUUUACGUAUUAAAUACACGGCACAAUGAUUUAUAAAGAUGUAGUAUUUUGUUAAAGUCCAAGUUUCAAAUCUAAGGAUUAAAAAAUGUCAUAAAAUCAUCAUCGAGGAUACAAUUACCGAAUAAUUGUAAA